Diabrotica virgifera virgifera (western corn rootworm) is the source of this 8942-nucleotide messenger RNA. It is a transcript of the gene AP-1sigma, whose product is annotated as AP-1 complex subunit sigma-2. The transcript has 5 exons. Lineage: Eukaryota; Metazoa; Arthropoda; Insecta; Coleoptera; Chrysomelidae. The record is from RefSeq and is a predicted model, not a curated record. The coding region runs from base 163 to 636 and encodes 157 amino acids. Gene Ontology annotation, molecular function: clathrin-cargo adaptor activity. Gene Ontology annotation, cellular component: membrane coat; AP-1 adaptor complex; intracellular membrane-bounded organelle. Gene Ontology annotation, biological process: intracellular protein transport; vesicle-mediated transport.
GUGACAUAUGACACUAACAUUUAUUUUGCCACUUGCCACUUUAUAUUUUUUUUCAUAAAUGACCAAAACCAAUUUAUAGGUUUAUUCUAUUAUGUUAUUUUAGAUAAGUUGGAUGAAAAAAGUUAUUAAAAAAAUAAAUAUACCAUAUACCUAGUUUUCAGGAUGAUGCAAUUCAUGUUAUUAUUCAGUAGACAAGGUAAACUAAGGUUACAAAAAUGGUAUGUGGCUCAUCCAGACAAGCUCAAGAAAAAAAUUACAAGAGAAUUAAUCACAACUAUUUUAGCUAGAAAACCUAAAAUGUGUAGUUUUCUGGAGUGGAGAGACUUAAAAAUUGUUUACAAAAGAUAUGCAAGUUUGUAUUUUUGCUGUGCAAUUGAACAAUGUGACAAUGAACUCCUAACCCUGGAAAUUAUACACCGUUAUGUAGAGCUCCUUGAUAAAUAUUUUGGAAGUGUUUGUGAGUUAGACAUAAUCUUCAACUUUGAGAAAGCCUACUUUAUAUUGGAUGAGUUGAUGUUGGGGGGUGAAGUUCAGGAGACAAGUAAAAAGAAUGUUUUAAAAGCCAUUGCUGCCCAGGAUCUAUUACAAGAGGACGAAGCCGUAGAAGGCGCUUUAAGGGAUAUCGGUUUGCUGUAGAAAAUUUUUUUUCCGCACAACUUGCCAUUUGUGAUUAUUGGACCAGUGAUUCCAUAAAAAUAUUUUGAUUAUUUUUUAAAUGUUAUUCCUCUUUAUAUAUUUUAUACAGUAGAUGAUAAAUGUAGUUAGUUAAUUACUUAUACUUAGUUGGCUUAAAUUUGAUAUAAUUACAUUAACUCUGAUUACUAGUUAAAAAGUGUGGCCUUCAUUAUAUUAAAAUUUUUACAUUUUAUUUGAGUAACAAUAUACUUUAUAUUUAACACAUAUAAUAUUGCUUCAUGGUGCACUAUAUAGGUAAUAAGGUAGAGAAAGUAUAGUUUUUUAAUAUAAUAUAUUUAUAUUUUAACUGUUUAUCUCGGUUUAAUUUCUUUUUCUACUGUUCGCACUGAACUUAUUAAACUAUCUAUCUAACUCACUCUACCAUUAUAUGACAAUUACUUGUCAAUCUAUAAUUGCGGUAUCUACCAAAGUAAAUAGUACCGAAAUCUGAAGAGCUGAAGAAUUGCUCACAAAAAUGGAUUUUAUCAUAAAUAGUUGGAUAGAAAAAUGGUCAGGUUUAAGAUAGUCUUGAAUGUACCCUUUGAAUUGUCAAAGCAUUGGAGUGUUUGUACCAAUGAUAAGGAGGGAAUAUCAUUUGACCAGAUAGUGCAGUUUUAGAAAAGAAAUCUAGUAACUAUAAAUGAACUAGGUAUCAGUAUAAAACCGACACGUCGAAUAAUCAAUGACCAAUGAGUCGAUAGCAUGGUAGCUAAUUCCUUCGCUAGGUAAGAUCACUACUUGAACACACCCAUCGCGGUUUAAAUUCCUUGUAGCUCGUUCCAUUUCCACCAAAUAACAUAAAAAAAUACGGACUUAAUUGAAACUUUAAAUAAUAAAUCUACUAAUUUUCACAAUAAACUAGACACUUUUUGACUGUUAACAAUUUGACAUCCAUUAAUUGUUAAUUUCUCAUAGCCUACUUUAGGCUUGUUUAUUAAACUAAGCCUAAAAUGAGGAUUUAUUUAUGAAAAACAUCGCUAGUUGUUGACGUACCUAACUCUUUUAUUAUCCAACAUAAGCAAAUGAAUCAAAAAACAAAAUGUUAAGAAAGCCUAAGGCUACAAUCGAGUUUUAAUUUAAAUCACGUGUAUUUUUUAGUAUCUACAAAAAAAUCUUAAUUUUGUUGUAAAUAUUUGUUUUAUAAAAUACAGGGCCGGCGUAUCUCAGGCAGUAGUAUGCUUGACUCGAGUGUUGGUAGGCCGGGGUUCAAAUCCCACCGCCGGCAAGAACAACUCGACAUUUUUAAAAAUGUCUAUAGGCCCCAGGUCGACUCAGCCUUGGGUAAAACCAGGGGUAAUAACGGGCGGUUGAAGGGUAGCACUGGCCCUGUUACCUUCCUUGUAUACCGUAGGUCCUAGAUAUAGCAGACUACCCUGCUAUAAUCCCAAAGCCGCGUCAGCGGUAUAAAACGGGAGACUAUUAGGUGUAGAAUACAGAAUCAUUUAAUUUUAUUAUAGAAAAUUAAAAACUACAAUAAUAACGUUUAGAGAUAAAUAGAAAAGUUGCAGGUUGUUUUUCACUGACAUAAAAAUAAUGAAAGAAAUGCGAAAAAAUUUUUUGUACUAAUACAUUAUUAUUUAAUGUACAGUAUCCUCGGACCACGGAAUAGCAAGACUUUCUUUAACACCAACAACUGGAUAAACAUCUUGCAAGUCAGUUGUUGUCAGAGUGCUUUGUUGAAGACCAAUAUCGGUUUCAUUAAGCCACUCGGCCUCAUCAUUUUCACGCACUAGGCAGAGAAUCUCUCUCGAUCUACCGUUCGAUCGUCGCGUGAGGAUGCGGAAACGUCGAAUAUUGUGCCUCUCUCCACUGCAUUUAAAACGUUAGAAUCAGUAUGGUUGUAUACUGAACUAUGUGCUUUAGCUUUUUUAUUUGUACACAAGUAUAAAGCACUCAGCUGGCAUGUAAUUUCCAACAGUAGACGAUCCUUCUGCAAGCUAGGGCAAUAGAGGUUAUAAUCAGUCUGCUGAAACAUACGUUGGAGUAAUUUCAAGAUACCGACGUAGAAGAAAUGGACGAAACCUUUUGCCAUCAUGCUGUUGAGGCUUUGAAAUAUAUAUGCCACUGGACGACUGCAAAAUCGCGCGAUCAUCAUACUUCACCACCUGGUGAUUUCGCGUUCGAUUCGAUUUUGUACGCGAAAAUAAAUACACGUUACGCCGCUUUUCUGUUAAGUAUCGUGCGUUUGCCGAAAAAAUAAAUACACGUGAUAUAUUACUAUACCCCCCCCCCCAUGUGAUAUUCCGUGAUUUUUUAUGGACCCUCCCCCUUUUCGAGUCUCAGUGAUUAAUGGACAGCCCUUAUCAGAAGGUUCCAACUAGUUUGGUGCAAUGAUGGUUUUGGCCAUCGACCAUUAUGAGUCAAUUUUUAAUUAAACUAUUUAAAAAAAGCCUAUUUAUGUGGUGUAGAGAUUGUAUCUGAAUAAACACCGUAAUUAAAUAUCAACUUGUUUAAAACAGAGCUAUUGUAUGAUAUAAACAAUCAAUGUUUUAUGAAAAUUAUUCAGAUUUUGGUUUAGUUUCGAUGUACCUCGUUUUCAAAAUACUAUAAAUCAUAAAAAUUUAUAAUAUAAUACAAACCAUAAUAUAUUAGAAUAUAUGAAUCAUGAUUGCAAUAUUAUGUGAUUAUGUCUCUACGAAGUAUAUCACAUAAAUAUUUUAUAUUUUGAACAAUUUGUAAAAUGAUUGUAUUUGUGAUUAUAUCAAUUAGCCAAUCUGCCAAUUAUUGUUAUUAAGAUGAAAUUUACGUGGUAGUUUAGAUUAAAUGUAUAAACGUAAUGCUGUCUUUCUGUAGUAAAUGUUUAAUCCAUUACUCUGUUAAGUAUAAAAAUCUUCCGUUAUAUCUUUACUUCCGCUAUUUAGAGUAUACGAUAUUUAUACAUAUUUAAAAUUUUAGACAACACGUAUACUGUAAGAUGUAAUUGAUAAUUUGAAUUGAAUAUUCAUAAUUAACUUUUUUAAACAUCUAAUCAUGUUCUUAAUAUAAUCUUCGUUUUAACAGUCUUUAAGUAGUUUAAAAUCCUCUUGAAUUUUCCUUUACUUAAGGUAUAUUUAAAGUCAGCAAUAAUUACAAAACGACAAAACAUUAAUAUAUUUUGAAAUCUAGUAGAGAAAUAUUUUUAUACUUGAUAGAGGCAACAGGAUCAGGUCUAGAUCGGUAUAUUUUUUUGUUGAAUGGGUUUUUACGUGAACUAUUCAAAACAAUUUUUUAUUCAGGUAUAUGAAUUUUUAGUUUAGUUAGUAAUACCACUAAUUUUUGCCUCUACCAUAUUUGCUAAUAUAUUUAUUGGCAUUGUGAAAUGACAUGGUUUGCUUAUAAGGCAUGAGAAGAGAGGUGAAGAGAAAUAUAAUAUAUUAGUAUAAAAAGAAAGUUUCUUCAGAACAAAAUUAUAUACAAUAAUUAGGAGAGCUUAUCCAAGAUCGUCCGACUAACAUGAAACUUAAGAUAAAGAUGGUGUAAGAGAAUUGCCAGAUAACUAAAUGACGUAACAAAGAAAGCAGGUAUUUUUUCACACAUUUUCCAACGAUAUUCCAAAUUAUUACUUAAUAUCUACUUGUAAAUCUAUGAAUCCAAAUUCUCGAAUUAUCCAUUUACAGCAACGAUUACCUUGGAACUACAAUACAUUUUUUACAUUUUCCAGAUCUGCAAACAGUUAAUAAUCGCUGUGAACCAAAUCUGGGGAAUAUGGCAAAUUGAACACUAAUGUGUUCGUUGUUCUAAUGGAAAAGUACCUUGUCUAUUAUUUUUGUAUAUAAUAUGGUGUCUAUUAUUUGGACUAUUCUUUGGUUUCGGGAGUACAAUGGUUACGAUUCCCACGAUGUCCUUUAUCUAACGCUCCUCUACUCAACGUUUAUUGAACAAAAUUAUGGCGUACUUUAAUAUUUGAGAUACACACGAUGUACUUUUUGAUCAUCUUCUAUUCAAUAGUAGCUUUUACCGUUCACUACGGUGUUUAUUAUUUGCGCACGGGCAGGUAGAAUUAGGCAAGAUAAUUUUUAACCAUUGAGAACUGAUGAUGGUAUUAAAAAAAUACAGUGAAAUCUGUGUAAAAGAAAUCGUAUGUUUUCCAUAUGCCGGUAAUGAUAAAAGUUUUCGUCAUGGAUAAGAUUCGGUGUUAGGCAGUGUCCACGUUGCUCAAGUUUCAUUGUAUUUUAUCACGAGUCGCAGUUUUCACCAUUGGUUACAAAAUCAGAACACGUUACAUUAGCAGAAGAACAACAAGGUUUUAGGUCGGGAAGAUCAUGCACCGACGCUAUAUAAUGAGGCAGGUUCAAGAGCAAUCGUUAGAAUACAACAAACCGGCAUACUUAUGUUUCGUGGACCUUAAGAAGGCAUUUGAUAGGGUAAAAUUAAAGGACGUUAUCCAUUUAUUAUACGCAAGAGACGUACCUCUAGGAAUAAUUAAAACGAUCGAAAAUAUCUACCAGAACAACGCAAUAAAAGUAAAAGUAGAUGAAGAACUAACCGACCCAAUUCAAGCUGUCAAUGGGAUAAGACAGGGAGACUCCCUGAGUCCUCUAUUGUUCAACUUGAUCAUGGAUGAAAUAAUAAAAAAAUUAAGAACAAAAAAAGGAUACCAAAUGGGAGAAAAAAAAAUUAAGAUAAUCUGCUAUGCAGGCGACGCAAUACUAAUCUCUCAGAGUGAAGAUGAUUUACAACGUAUGUUGCACCAAUUUAAUAUAACCGCUAGAAAAUUUAACAUGUUAAUUUCCCCAAAAAAGACUAAAUGCAUGGUUAUAAAAUCAAAUCUAAUAAGGUGUAAAUUAGAGCUGGAGGGUCAGAUAAGAGAACAAGUCAUGGAGUUUAAAUAUCUAGGCAUCACACUAUUUAGCUAAGGAAAGCUCAAAACAGAAUUGCAAGAUCAGGUGAAUAAAGCAAACAAAGCCGCAGGUUGCCUGGUUGCCUGAAUGAAACAAUAUGGAUAAAUAAAAAUAUCGGAAGAGAAGUGAAAAGCAGAAUUUACAAAACAGUCAUAAGAACAAUAAUGACCAAAUUAUGAACAAAGACAAAAAUAAUGCUAGAAACAGUAGAGAUGAAAACACUUCGAAAAAUCGAUGGUAAGACACUAUGGGAUAGAGCUAGAAGUGCAGAUAUACGACGGAGAUGCAAGGUGGACAACAGAAGAGUAGAAUGAAACGACCACAUAAGCCGAAUGACAACGAAUAGAGUAGUACAGACUGCGAGAGACGGCUCCCCAAUAAGAAGACGAUCAGUGGGAGACCACGAAAACGAUAGAAUGACAACUUACUGGAGGCACAUUGAAAAACAGACAGAGUCUUGUCUACACAAAAAUAAGAAGAAGAAGAAGAAGAAGGUUACGAAAUCACACGAGUCAUCAUUCACUUUUGAAUUUUGUCACAAAUACACAAAUUCACACAUCGUCCUGUAUUACCAUAUUCAAAACUGAUUCUAUAAAUAAUGGUAAAGAAGGUUCCGCCCAUUUUGCGCCUUCUCCGUAUUAGGUAUGUCGUUAUUAAGAAUCCCCGUAAUUACUGGUCUGAUUUCGAUAUGAAAGUGAACAAUAACUCAUGUUGGUAUUUGUUUUUAAUAAUCGGUUUUUAUGACCUUUUGCUUUUUCUUCUUCAGAUUCCAUGCCCUCGUCUGAACCAGAUUUGCUCUCAAAUAAAGUUAUCUGUUUUUGUUAAAGUCAAAGCAAAGUAACAAAGAUUACUUUCAUACGCUUCUCGUUGAAACAAAAGAAAAUUUAAGGACUUCAGGAGUGAGUACUUCCACUGGCAGUGAUAACAGCUUGCAAACGAAGAUACAUACCUUGGAUCACAUUCCGCCGAAAAUUGUGCCAUUACUUCUCCACUAUGUCGUGAAGCUCGGUAGAAUGUCUGGUAGCCAGCACAUGUCUCCCCAUCUCAUCCCAAAUAUUGCAAUGGGAUUUAAAUCUUGACUACGAGCAGCUUAAAUAAAUUGCGUGAUUUGAAACUCGUUAAGAAACUCAGUUACUAUCCGACCAGUAUGAGGUCGGGUAUUAUCAUGCAUAAAUAUUGCGUCGUCUUUUUGAAUAAUUAUAAAAACAAAACGGUCGGUCUUCUAAAACCUAUGCCAGGUACCUACGUGCAGUAAACGUCCAAUUCUAGAUGAAGACUAACUCCGUGCAAACAUCAAAAGAUAUAUCUCACUAUGCACCAUAAUAUAAUGAUUGUACGCCAAAUGAAAAUCGCUCUUCAAUACACAUUUGAACAUUUCUCUCGCCUUCUUCUUCAUGUGCUAUCUCCUCUUAGAAGGUCGGCAACCAUCAUGGCAAUCCACACUUUCCAUACCGCUGUUUUAAAGAGAUCGGCAGAAGUGCAGUUAAACCAAGCUCUCAAAUUGUUUAACCAGGAUAUGUGUCUUCUUCCACGACUACUUCUACCCUGUAUUCUUUCUUGUAUUAUUAACCGUUACAAGUUAUAAAGCUCGCCCCUCAUGACAUGUGCCAGAUAUUGAAGUUUUCUAACUUUAAUUAUAUUUAAACCUCUCUUUCUUUUCGUAUUCUUCCCAACAUUUCGACAUUCGUGACUCUAUCCACCCAACUUAUUAUUAAUAUUCUUCUGUAGGCCCAUAACUCGAAGGCUUCUAGUCUGUCUGAAACAUCUUUCUUUAAUGUCCAAGUCUCCAACCCAUAGAAUAAGAAGUCUUAUCUUUAAAGAGUUUGUAAUAUCUCUGCUACAGAAUACUUUUUUCAGUUUGUUGAAAGCAUUUCUUGCCUUCUCUCACCUGGUCGUCGCCAAACUCAUAACUCAUACCCGUUUAUAUGAGCCGCUAGACAGAAUUGCAAUUUAUCACAAAUCAAUACAUUCCAAUCAGUUAUUGUCCAAGGCAAGUAGUGUUCUCGUGCAAAAUUCAAUCUGGCUCACUUGGUUUGAGAUCAUUUCGAGAAGAACAGUUCUCUGUUUAUAACCUGGUCAAUCCAUAAUAUUAGAGAUAUAUCGCAAAGACAUUUUUAUCGCACGCUAAUAGCGGAAUACGCUAUUUUGACAUGUAUGCAAGCGCAGAGUGAAUGUUACGCUAAUACCAGAUAAAGUGUCCCGCUAUUUAGGUCGAAAUAAGGGACGGUAAUAACGUUAACGCUAAUUUGACAUUUGGGAUGAAACAAAAAUAAUUUGUAGAAUACAAAUUUUAUAAACUAAAAAUUGUAAAUUAUCUUGUUUCCUGUGUUGAGAAAUGCUUGUGUACAAAUUUUGUCUACAAUAGACUACUUUUUUUGCUUAGGAUAUUAGUUAUUCAGAUAUUUUAUAUUAUUUUUAUACUGAUUAUUUAUAUGUAUUGUUGGUUAAAUUCAUAAAAUUAAAAUGCAUGUCAACCCGCUCAAUAUCCAAAUUCAUUUUUCAAUAAAAAAACACUUACAGUAUUCCUCAACAUUAAUUUCUGGGUUACAUUUAAUUCCAAACGUCGGUUGUCAUAAUAACGUUAAGCCCCGCCCCAAAACAUUUGCGAUAACUCUCUUGAUGCCUGUGUUGAAAUAGACCGUUAUCCUUUAUUUACAUCUUGCCACGUUAUUAACGUUAACCUUUGCGGUAUCUCUCUAUAGGGCUUUUCAUUCACAGUCAUUUGUUUCGAGCUUCUGUCAUGUGUCACAUAAAAUUAAUAUAUCUACGUCAUACGUUAUUCGUAUUACCAAUGAUAUAAACCAAAGACGUAUGACGUAGAUAUAUUAAUAUUAUGUGACAUAUGACAGGAGCUCGAAACAAAUGACAAUCGAUGAAAAGCCCUAUUCUAUUCUCAACAGACACCAUUAACAAUCGCAUUUCAAUAACUUCAAUCUGUCUUUUCAGUUCGGUCUUUUUUAGACCAGGCUCCGAACUAUGAAACGGUCGCGAUGAAAACAAUAGCAUUUUCUAUUUUAUUAACACAAAAAUUUACACUUUUAUUAUUUUACACUGUGAAUAUAACGUCGACGUAAUUAGUAACAAUUAACCUUUCUUGAAAAUAAUUUUUGGCCUUUUGUUUAAAAAGCAGAAACCUGUUUAGUUAUAAACUGUUUGUUAUUUUUUAGUGUUAUUAAUUUACAAUUUUAUACGGAUUUAGAAAGUUGAUAUUUACAUCAACAUUAAUAUUAUCUAUAUUAUCUUUAAUCAGUUGGCUUAUGACUUUAUUACUUAGUUCGCAGUAAAACUCACGCAUUUAACACAACAUUUUUAGAACUUAUUCUGUUGCACUGCAUUUGUAAUUAAUUGUCGUUUCUUUUCUAAAUUUUGUAUUAGUAUUAGUAUGUACUAAACAUGUUUUUUAGUUGUUUUUUCUUAGUUUGUUUUAAUAGAUAUGCAACUUCUUAA